Messenger RNA from Gastrolobium bilobum, 2385 nucleotides. RefSeq names its product G-type lectin S-receptor-like serine/threonine-protein kinase LECRK3. Lineage: Eukaryota; Viridiplantae; Streptophyta; Magnoliopsida; Fabales; Fabaceae. The transcript has a single exon. The record is from RefSeq and is a predicted model, not a curated record. Gene Ontology annotation, biological process: protein phosphorylation. Gene Ontology annotation, molecular function: ATP binding; protein serine/threonine kinase activity. The coding region runs from base 1 to 2385 and encodes 794 amino acids.
AUGGCUAUUGAUCAUCAAUAUCAUCUCUUGCUGUUUUUCUUCCUAGCGUUACUUCCAUUUUCUACUGUUGCUCAAACUUAUGGGAACAUUUCCUUGGGGACUUCCUUCACUGCACAAGCAGAUAACUCCUCAUGGGCAGCAUCGCCAUCUGGUGACUUUGCAUUUGGGUUCCAACAGAUUGAGGAAAAUGGGUUCUUACUAUCCAUUUGGUUCAACAAAAUACCAGAAAGAACCAUUGUCUGGUCAGCCAAUGGACAAAACCUUGCACCAAAGGGUUCAAAAAUUGAGCUCACCUCAGAUGGAUGGUUCUUGCUCAGUGAUCCCAGUGGCAAUAAGAUAUGGCCUGCUGGUUCCUCAGGUGGUGGAACUGUUUAUGCAGCAAUGCUUGAUACUGGCAACUUUGUUCUUGCAGGCAAAAAUUCUCAAUAUUUGUGGCAGAGUUUUAAUCAACCAACUGACACAAUUUUACCAGGACAGGUUCUGAACCAACCUGGUACUCUUGUUGCAAGAUAUCUUGAGACAAAUCACUCAAGUGGAAGAUUCCAGUUUGUGCUAAACACUGAUGGGACUCUUGCGCUUUACACCACAAAUUUCCCAAUAUUGAAUUCUCUAAAUUAUCCUUAUUGGAAUACCAAGGUUGUUGGCCGUGGCUUCUCAUUGGUCUUCAACAAUACUGGGUAUAUUUUCCUAGGUGCAAAUAAUGGGAGCAUAAUUCAAAUGAUAUCAUCAAAUGCUCCCUCUACUCAAGAUUUCUACCAGAGAGCAAUCCUUGAACAUGAUGGAGUUUUCAGGCACUAUGUCUACCCCAAGAGUAGUAGCUCCAAUCAGAAGGCUUGGUCAUCUGUGUCCUUUAUACCUUCAAAUAUCUGUAUGAGUAUUACUGAACCAGUAGGAAAUGGAGCUUGUGGGUUCAACAGCUAUUGUACUCUUGAUGGGGGAAAGAGUUGCCAGUGUCCAUCUGGUUAUAGCUUCAUUGAUCCAGGUGAUGUGAUGAAGGGAUGCAUGCAGGACUUUGAUUCUCAGAGUUGUAAUGAAUCUUUCCCAGAAACUGAUCUCUUUGAUUUCUAUGAGAUGGAAAAUACGGAUUGGCCUUAUUCAGAUUUUGAACAUUUUCAGUCAGUGACUGUGGAUUGGUGCAGACAGGCUUGCUUGGUUGAUUGUUUCUGUGCUGUUGCCAUUUUCAGAAACGGUGAAUGCUGGAAAAAGAAGCUACCCUUAUCCAAUGGAAGAAUUGAUUCAACUGUUGGAGGGAUAGCUCUGAUAAAGACAAGAAAAGAUAAUUCUACAACGAAAUUUGAGGGUCCUAUUAAAAGGAAUAAUCAGUCAAAGCUGAUUAUUGUUGGAUCAGUGCUUUUAAGUAGUUCUGUGGUGGUAAACUUGUUCUUGUUAGUGACAGCUUUUCUAGUUGCAUACAGGUUUGGCCACAGGAAUUCUCAGGUGAAUCAAUCAAGCCAACUCAUCACAGGCAUGUUUCUUAGAAGUUUCACUUAUGAAGAGUUAAGGAAGGCAACAAAUGGAUUCAAGGAAGAGCUGGGUCGUGGUGCAUUUUCAACAGUUUACAAAGGAGUUCUGUUAGACCUUAUGGAGAACCCCAUUGCUGUUAAGAAGUUAAACAAUAUGGUCAAAGAAAAUGAAGAUGAGUUCAAAACAGAAGUGAGUGCAAUUGGUAGGACAAAUCAUAGGAAUUUGGUCCAACUUGUAGGAUUUUGUAACGAGGGAGAGCAUAGGCUACUUGUCUAUGAGUUCAUGAGCAAAGGAUCUUUAGCAAGCUUCCUUUUUGACUCCCAAAGACCAACAUGGUUUCAAAGAAUGCAGAUUGCUUUAGGGACAGCCAGGGGACUCUUGUAUUUGCAUGAAGAGUGCACUACCCAAAUCAUACACUGUGACAUUAAGCCUCAAAAUGUUUUGCUUGAUGACAGUUGCACUUCUAAGAUAUCUGACUUUGGCUUAGCCAAGCUUUUGAAGAUUGACCAAAUUGGAACUAAUACAGCAAUAAGGGGUACUAAAGGGUAUGUUGCCCCGGAAUGGUUUAGGAACAUGCCUAUUACCAUUAAGGUUGAUGUUUACAGUUAUGGAGUUUUGUUGCUAGAAAUCAUUUGCUGCAGGAAGAGCUUUGAGUCAAAGGUUGAGAAUGAGAACCAGAUGGUACUGAUAGAUUGGGCCUAUGAUUGCUUUCAGGAAAGGAAACUUGAUCUGUUGGUGGUAGAUGACAAGGAUGCCUUAGAUGACAUGAAGAGGGUGGAAAAGUAUGUUAUGGUUGCUCUAUGGUGUGUUCAGGAGGAUCCAUCCCUAAGACCCACCAUGAAGAAAGUUUUACAGAUGCUUGAAGGAUCUACAGAUGUACCAAUCCCUCCUGAUCUUCCCUCAUUCACAAUUUCAAUGUAA